AUCAACAAUGAUGAAACAGUGCCUCUAGAACCAGAAGCAAAUUCAAGAGAAGAAGCAACGUACCCCACCACAUGGAUAGCAUAAAAGAGAUCCGAGAAAGCAAGAUAAGAAUUAGACAGAGUGGAGCACACAUAAGAAAUAACUUAAGUUGAGAGGUGGGGUUAAAGUUUAACCUCUCAAAAGCCUGCUUUUUACAACUCACUGUGGAGCCAAAAAAAAAAACUAUAUUACUUUCAUCAACUUUCUCUUCCUUCUUCCAGCCCUUGCUUCUAUGAGAAUUUCCAAAUUCGCUUCCUUUUCUUUUUUCUUUCAUAUGUUAUUCAUCUACUUAUUAUCACCAGAGAAUUCACAGGUUGUAGAAACAUGUUCCGCCUCUUCAGAUUGUGGUCCUGGCUUCUAUUGUGGCCAUUGCCCUGGUAUAGGUAGGACUCAAUCUGUCUGCACUAGAGGCCAAGCCACAGUUGUAACAUCCAUUGUGAAUGGGUUGCCCUUCAACAAAUACUCAUGGAUCAUGACACAUAAUUCAUUCAGCAUAAUGGAUGCACCUUUUUUGAAUGGAAUUCAAAGGCUUACAUUUUAUAAUCAAGAAGACACUGUCACUAACCAAUUGAGGAAUGGAGUGAGAGGAUUGAUGUUGGAUAUGUAUGACUUCCAGAAUGAUAUUUGGCUAUGUCAUUCAUUUCAAGGACAAUGCUUCAACUUCACAGCAUUUCAACCUGCUAUAAACACUUUGAAAGAAGUUGAAGCAUUUUUGACUGAAAAUCCGACGGAGAUUGUAACUGUUAUAAUCGAAGACUAUGUGCAUGCACCAAAAGCAUUGAUUAAUCUUUUCAUAAAUGCUGGUCUUGAUAAAUACUGGUUCCCUGUGUCUGAUAUGCCGAAGAGAGGCGAAGAUUGGCCUACUAUAAUGCAGAUGGUUCAAGCGAAUCAUCGACUUCUUGUUUUCACUUCUGAUGCUUCGAAAGAAGCUGAAGAAGGAAUAGCUUAUCAGUGGAGGUACAUGGUUGAAAAUGAGUCUGGAGAUUCUGGACUUCGUCAUGGGUCUUGCCCACGUAGAAAAGAAUCAAAUCCGCUAAAUUCUAGAAGUGCGUCACUUUUCUUGCAGAAUUACUUUCCAACGUAUCCGGUUGAAGCUGAAUCAUGCAAAGAGAAUUCAGCUCCACUGGCAAAUAUGGUGAAUACAUGUUACAAGACUGCAGGAAAUGUGCUGCCUAACUUCAUCGCAGUUAACUUUUACAUGAGGAGUGAUGGUGGCGGUGUUUUUGACAUCGUUGAUCGAAUAAACGGCCACACAUUGUGUGGAUGCAGUACAGUCACUGCUUGCCAGGCGGGAGCACCUUUUGGAUCUUGCAAGAACAUUUCUGUACCAAUUACAAGUCCAGUGACCAACACGCCUGGAAGCUUUAACGGUUACGUUCAGUUUUCAAUUAAAUCCGCUUCACCAGUCCAUUCUCCAAAUCGCUCGCUUUUCCUCUUGUUUUACUUCCUGCUUACCGCAGUUCUUUUGCAGUUUCGAUGAGUUUUAUCGUAUAUCAUAUGCAAACUAGGUCUGUCAAGAUAAGUUUCUGGUAUUGUCAUAUUUGCAUAUCAUAUGCGAGAUAGUGCCGAGUCUCUCGAGCGAGGCUUCUAAUAUCUUACUAUGUAGUAUAAUGGAUUAUAUAGCCUCGAUCUCGAAAUGUCAUGGAAUGGUUUAGAGGUUAGAAAAUUAGGCAACAAAAUUUCAGAAAAGGAAAGGCUAUAAUCAAGAAUCUGAGAAGUCAAUCAAGAAUAUAUAUAUCUAGAGCAUUUCAGGUAUGUUGCAUAUUUGGCAUCUUAUCCGUCGUCGCAUAUGCAUAACAUUGCAUGUGAAUUAAUUGUCAUGUCAUAUCACUAAUAUUUACAACGUUUCGG
Lathyrus oleraceus (garden pea) is the source of this 1890-nucleotide messenger RNA. Its product is annotated as PI-PLC X domain-containing protein At5g67130. The transcript has 7 exons. Gene Ontology annotation, biological process: lipid metabolic process. Gene Ontology annotation, molecular function: phosphoric diester hydrolase activity. Lineage: Eukaryota; Viridiplantae; Streptophyta; Magnoliopsida; Fabales; Fabaceae. The coding region runs from base 272 to 1519 and encodes 415 amino acids. The record is from RefSeq and is a predicted model, not a curated record.